Brenthis ino (lesser marbled fritillary) is the source of this 2619-nucleotide messenger RNA. NCBI's taxonomy places the organism in Eukaryota, Metazoa, Arthropoda, Insecta, Lepidoptera, Nymphalidae. The record is from the annotation of a GenBank genome assembly.
AUGGAAGGUCACGAGUCCCGAAGUUCCAGAGCCAGCGACUCCCCCGGGGACACCAUGAACGACGUUUACGCUGCAUGGCAUGAAAUGCUAGAGAGCGAGGGGGCAGGUCUAGCGGCGCGAGUUGCAGAGCUAGAGGUGCGAUGUUCAAGGCAGGCUGAGGAAUUAUUGUGCCUGCGUUCCACUCUCGCUGAUGCUUUACGAAGACUGAAUGCGUUAGAGGGAAGAGCCCCCCCGUCGACCGGCAACACACAGAGAAAUGGGGCUUAUGCUGGAACCUCAGGCACGCCGACCCGCGAGCUGCGCAUCAGGCAACCUUCCUACAGGGAAUCUGUGAAACGUACAUCGAGCUACGGCUCUACCGCUUCUUCACUAUCACAAAGGCGAGGCCCGCAACACCAAUCAACAGGUUCUCUCCAAUCGGACUCACCGGCCUCCUCCUCGUCUCUAUCACCGGCGCCCUCUCCCUCCCCGCGCGCUACCCCCGCGCCCUCACACAUACAGCCGUACAGAUCGCGUAAUAACUCGACGUCCGGCAACCAGAGCCCGGCCGCGAACAGCCUCACCAAGCGGUGGAGCUCCACAGGGGACUUCAAUACACAGGGCCUGCUGCCUAACACUAGGUUUACUACCACCAAGUCGUUGCUAAAUUUGUAUUCUAAACAAACAUCGCAAAACGGAUCUAUCUUGAAACAUGGCACGCACACCUGUCAGUACAACGAAGAGGAUGGCUCCAUGAGGAUGUUCAUCCGGGGCCGCCCCGUGAUCAUGUACGCGCCUAGCGACCACGACGGCUUUGAUCCUGCAAAGGUAGCCCCUCCACCGCAGAAUAAACUCAAGUUAGAGUGGGUGUAUGGGUAUAGAGGCAAAGACUGUCGCAGCAAUCUCUACUUACUGCCUACUGGAGAAAUAGUAUAUUUUGUCGCUGCCGUAGUGGUUUUAUUCAACGUAGAGGAACAAUGUCAGAGGCAUUACACUGGGCACACUGACGACGUUAAAUGUAUUGCUAUACACCCUAACAAGCUGGUUAUAGCUAGUGGACAGUGUGCGGGUCAUGACAGGCUGGACGCUAGGCCCCACGUGCGAGUAUGGAACUCCGUGUCCCUGGCGACGCUGGCGGUGUUGGGCGCGGGGCACGUGGAGCGCGCCGUGGCCUGCCUGACGUUCUCGCGCGCGGACGGCGGCGCGCUGCUCGCCUGCGUGGACGACGGGCCCGACCACACCAUCUCCGUGUGGGAGUGGCAGAGACCGGAUAAAGGCCACUGCUUGGCUGAGACUAAGAGUUCAGUGGACACGGUGGUGGCGGCAGAAUUUCAUCCACUGGAUCGAAACCAAAUAGUGACUUGCGGUAAAGGACACAUAGCCUUCUGGACGCUGGAUGCUUCAAACGUUCUGUAUAAACGUAUGGGCGUGUUCGACACCAGGGACAAGCCUAAAUAUGUCACGUGUCUUGCCUUCAACCAGAAUGGCGACGUGAUCUCGGGCGACUCGAGCGGCGCGCUGACGGUGUGGGCGCGCGGCACGAGCGCGGCGGCACGGCAUGUGCGCGGCGUGCACGACGGCGCCGUGUUCGCGCUGCUGGCGCGCAAGGACGGCGCCGUGCUCAGCGCCGGCGGCAAGGACGGCCGCGUCGUGCUCUUCGACGCCGACCUGCGCCCCGCCGGCCAAGAGGCCGUGAUCGAGGGCCACUACGGCGGUGUGCGCGCGCUGGCGGAGGGGCGCGGCGCGCAGCUGUUCGUGGGCACGACGCGCAACUGCGUGCUGCACGGUGACCUGCAGCUCGGCUUCGUGCCCGCCGUGCUCGGGCACGCGGACGAGGUGUGGGGGCUGGCGGCGCACCCCUCGCUGGCGCAGUUCGCGUCCGCCGGCGCCGACCGCCUGCUGCAGCUGUGGGACGGCCUCGGGCACUGCACCGUCUGGAGCAAGGACAUCGAGGAGCGCGCGCAGUGCGUGGCGUGGAGCGCGGACGGCGAGGCGCUGGCCGUGGGCUGCGCGGGCGGGCGCUGGCGCGUGUACUCGCCCGCCACGCGCGACCUGCUCGCCGCCGCGCAGGACGGAACGGAAACUAUACAAACGAUAGUGUACGCGCCCAGCGGCGAGCUGGUGGCGGUGGGCUCGCGCGACAACUUCAUCUACGUGUACGAGGUGGACGGCGCGCGCUACUCGCGCCGCGGGAAGUGCCUCGGUCACUCCAGCUUCAUAACUCAUCUGGACUGGUCUGAGGAUAGCCAGUACAUCCGCAGCAAUUCUGGCGACUACGAGCUGCUAUUCUGGAACGCGACGACCUGCCGGCAAGUGACGUCGGCGUCGUCGCUGCGCGACGUGGCGUGGGCCACCAACAACUGCCCCAUAACCUUCCACACGGUGGGCGUGUGGCCCGAGGGCGCCGACGGCACCGACAUCAACUCUUGCACCAGAUCCCCAGAUAAUAAAUUGGUAGCGACUGGAGAUGACUUCGGCAAAGUGAAAUUGUACGCGUAUCCUGUUACACAGCCCAAGUCGCUGUGCGCGGCGUACGGCGGGCACUCGGCGCACGUGACGUGCGUGCGCUUCCUGCCCGACGCCGCGCGCCUGCUGUCCGCCGGCGGCAACGACGCCGCGCUCAUGCAGUGGCUCGUGGAC